Trichomycterus rosablanca is the source of this 1280-nucleotide messenger RNA. It is a transcript of the gene tfam, whose product is annotated as transcription factor A, mitochondrial. Lineage: Eukaryota; Metazoa; Chordata; Actinopteri; Siluriformes; Trichomycteridae. The transcript has 7 exons. The record is from RefSeq and is a predicted model, not a curated record. The coding region runs from base 156 to 1028 and encodes 290 amino acids. Gene Ontology annotation, molecular function: DNA binding, bending; transcription cis-regulatory region binding. Gene Ontology annotation, biological process: transcription initiation at mitochondrial promoter; regulation of transcription by RNA polymerase II.
UGGAGUGAAGGCGCCUCCGUCCGCGCUAGUGCAGCUGAGAUCAGCGGGUAGAUGCGGGUACACUGAUCAUCACUGAUCCGCUCUCAUUUAGUUUAUUUAUCUAUUAACUGUUCUUUACUACUCAUCAUAUUCAUCACACCGGGAGGCUCUGCAACAUGGCUCCGUUUAACUUCAUCUCAAUCAGCGCCAAUAUUUUAGUCAAGUCCUGGAGUUUGUUCUCCACUGCAGCUACAGUGAGAUGUUCUUGUAUCGCUCCAGUAUUAAAGCACUUCAGUACUACAGCCGGAGGUCCUCCGAAGAGACCUUUAACUGCGUACAUGAGAUUCGUGAAGGAACAGCAGCCCAUCGUGGGUAAAGAGAAUCCAGAUGUCAAAGUCGUGGAAAUCGUGAGAAAGAUCGCUCAGCAUUGGAGAACGCUCACGCCCGAACAGAAGAGACCCUUCGAAGAAGCUUCGUUAGCAGCCAGGGAGCAGUACAAGGCCGAUCAGAAGACGUACCAAGCUCAGCUCACGCCGGCCCAGUCUGCAGCCAUCACGGAGGAGAAGAGACAAAAGAUGGCGAAAAGAAGAGCCAUCAGGAGGAAGAGGGAACUGACCAGUCUCGGGAAGCCCAAACGUCCCAGAACCGCCUUCAACAUUUUCAUGGCCGAGCACUUUGAAGAAGCCAAAGGCAUCACCAUGCAGGGCAAGAUGAAAUCGCUGAUGGACGACUGGAGAAGUUUUUCAGCGUCACAGAAACAAGUUUACGUCCAGCUAGCCGAGGACGACAAAGUGCGCUACAAGAACGAGAUCGAGACGUGGGAGGAGCACAUGACCGAACUGGGCAGGGAGGAUCUCGUCCGGCGGAAGGAGAAGAGCCGUAAGAAGAAGGCGGCGGCGACCAAAGGCGGCAAGAAGAAGAAGAACACCAGGGUGGUGAAGAGCAAAGCGGCGACGAAGAAGACGGCAGCAGGGGAGACGACGAAAGCGGUGGCGGGGGAGACGGCGAAAAAGACACAGAAGAGUCAAGAGAGCGGCAUGAAGAAAUAACGUGGGCUGUGUCCUCAAUGUGUUUGGGAAGGGCGUACGUUACCCUGGUGUAAAUAACGUGAAGUAUUUUGUACUGUGACGGAUCGGAGGCCAGUUCGGCGCGCAGUUCAUCCAGACUACUGCCGUUUUCGUUCGUCGUGAAGUUAGCUUAGCUUCCUAGAACUCGAGCGCUUGUGUAUUACGCAUAAACAUCCAGAGUCCAGUUUUGUAUCGUAUCUUUACUCGCUAAAUAAAUAUUAACACUGUAUAAAA